UUCCGCCUGCGCACCCCGCCGGUAACCCGAGCACGGCCGCCCUCCCUCAGGACCCCACCCGGGGCUGCCCCAUGCGCUGCCUGCCUCCCUGCCGCCACCAACCUCCCUCCGCCGAGCCUUACGGGGCGGCCGCAACGGCGAGCACCGAGCCGCCUCCUCACCCUUAAUUUCUCGGUUGGGCGGCGGGAGGCGAACGGCGGAGCUCGGCUCGGGGAGCGACGCUUCGGCUCAGGCAGCGCGGCGGGCGGCCGCGGGCACGGAGAGCGGCGUGAGGGGAGAGGGGGCCUCGAGCGGCGGCGGCGGCGGCGGCAGGGCGAUGCCUGCACCGGGCCGAGGUGGUUUGCCCGGGUAACACAAUGCCAGCUGAGCGCAAAAAGUCAGCAAGCAUGGAUGAGAAAGAAUCUUCGUUAAAUAAUAAAGAAAAAGAAUUUGGUGAAAGGCGACCAGUGAGCACCAGGGAGAAGCCAAAAGAAGAUGUCAAGAUUGGCGUGAAGAGAGAGACUUUAAAGAUUCCCGAAGACAAAAAGAAAAAACUGGAAGAGGAUAAAAGAAAAAAAGAAGACAAGGAGCGGAAGAAGAAAGAUGAUGAUAAAGUGAAGGCAGAAGAAGAGCAAAAGAAGAAAGAAGAGGAAGAAAAAAAGAAACUUGAAGAGGAAGAGAAAAAGAAGCAAGAGGAGGAAGUGAAACGUCAGCAAGAAGAAGCAGCUGCUCAGCUGAAAGAAAAAGAGGAAGCACAUCAGCUCCAUCAGGAGGCUUGGGAGCGCCAUCAGGCAAGAAAAGAGCUUCGCAGCAAAAACCAGAAUGCACCAGACAAUCGCCCCGAGGAAAACUUCUUCAGCAGACUAGACUCCAGUCUGAAGAAGAACACAGCUUUUGUUAAGAAGCUAAAAACCAUUACAGAGCAACAAAGGGACUCCUUGUCCCAUGAUUUUAACAGCCUGAAUUUAAGCAAAUACAUUGCAGAAGCAGUAGCUUCGAUUGUGGAAGCCAAACUGAAAAUCUCGGAUGUGAACUGCGCUGUGCACUUGUGUUCCCUCUUCCACCAGCGCUAUGCGGAUUUUGCUCCCUCGUUACUUCAGGCUUGGAAAAAACAUUUCGAAGCAAGGAAAGAAGAGAAGACUCCCAACAUUACUAAGUUGAGAACUGAUCUGCGUUUCAUUGCAGAGUUGACAAUAGUUGGGAUUUUCACUGACAAGGAAGGUUUGUCUUUAAUCUAUGAGCAGCUUAAAAAUAUUAUUAACGCUGAUCGAGAGUCCCACACUCAUGUUUCUGUGGUUAUCAGCUUUUGUCGGCACUGUGGAGAUGACAUUGCUGGUUUGGUACCAAGGAAAGUAAAAACUGUUGCAGAGAAGUUUAACUUGAGCUUUCCUCCUAGUGAGAUAAUUAGCCCAGAGAAACAACAGCCCUUCCAGAAUUUGUUGAAGGAAUACUUUACGUCUUUGACCAAACACCUGAAAAGGGACCACAGGGAGCUACAAAAUAUUGAAAGACAAAACAGGCGCAUCCUUCACUCCAAAGGAGAACUGAGUGAAGAUCGGCACAAGCAGUAUGAGGAAUUUGCAAUGUCAUAUCAGAAGCUGUUGGCCAAUUCUCAGUCUCUAGCCGAUAUUCUGGAUGAAAAUAUGCCUGACCUUCCCCAAGACAAACCAACACCUGAGGAACAUGGACCCGGUAUUGACAUUUUCACACCAGGAAAGCCUGGAGAAUAUGACCUGGAAGGGGGUAUUUGGGAAGAUGAAGAUGCUAGAAACUUCUAUGAGAACCUCAUCGACUUGAAGGCUUUUGUGCCUGCAAUCUUGUUUAAAGAUAAUGAAAAAUGUUCCCAGAGCAAGGAUUCCAGCAAGGACGAAUCAAGAGAUUCCAAAGAUGCCAAAGAUAAUAAGGAUGCACCUGGGAGUGAGGAUUUGGAAUUGGAGCUGGAGAACUUGGAUAUUAAUGAUGAUCCCCUGGAAUUAGACUGUGGAGAUGAGGCGGAAGAUCUUACAAAAAAGCUUCUUGAUGAACAAGGCAAGAGAGAGGGAGCAGAUAGCACCGGAGCUGACAGUAGUGACGGAAAACAAGCUGAAAGAAAACAAGAAGAUGAAGAAGCCAGUACUGGAUCUCAUUUAAAACUUAUAGUAGAUGCUUUUCUUCAGCAGCUUCCAAACUGUGUCAACAGAGACCUCAUAGACAAGGCAGCCAUGGAUUUUUGCAUGAAUAUGAAUACAAAAGCCAACAGAAGAAAACUAGUGAGAGCCCUUUUCAUAGUUCCUAGGCAAAGGUUGGAUUUGCUACCGUUCUAUGCAAGGCUGGUUGCCACGUUGCAUCCCUGUAUGUCUGAUGUAGCAGAGGAUCUUUGUUCCAUGCUGAAAGGGGAUUUCAGAUUUCAUGUAAGAAAAAAGGACCAGAUCAACAUUGAAACAAAGAAUAAAACUGUGAGAUUUAUUGGUGAGCUUACCAAGUUUAAGAUGUUCUCCAAAAAUGAUACUCUCCACUGUUUAAAGAUGCUUCUGUCAGACUUCUCUCAUCACCACAUUGAGAUGGCAUGUACUCUGUUGGAAACUUGUGGCAGAUUCCUCUUUAGGUCACCAGAAUCUCACUUGAGAACCAGCGUUCUUUUGGAACAAAUGAUGAGAAAGAAACAAGCAAUGCAUCUUGAUGCCCGAUAUGUUACAAUGGUGGAAAAUGCCUACUACUACUGUAAUCCCCCUCCAGCUGAAAAAACUGUGAAGAAAAAACGUCCUCCCUUGCAGGAAUAUAUUCGUAAGCUUCUCUACAAGGAUCUCUCAAAGGUCACCACAGAAAAGGUCCUGAGACAGAUGCGCAAGCUGCCUUGGCAGGAUGCCGAAGUAAAAGAUUAUGUUAUAUGCUGCAUGAUCAACAUCUGGAACGUGAAAUAUAAUAGUAUUCACUGUGUAGCCAACCUCCUAGCGGGGUUGGUCCUUUACCAGGAGGAUGUUGGAAUUCAUGUUGUGGAUGGAGUACUAGAGGAUAUUCGACUAGGAAUGGAGGUUAACCAGCCAAAGUUUAACCAGCGGCGGAUCAGCAGUGCCAAGUUUUUGGGGGAGCUUUACAAUUAUCGAAUGGUGGAAUCGGCUGUAAUAUUUCGAACUCUAUAUUCAUUCACAUCAUUUGGUGUGAACCCUGAUGGUAGUCCUAGUCCACUGGAUCCCCCAGAGCAUCUUUUCAGAAUCAGACUAGUCUGUACGAUCCUUGAUACCUGCGGGCAGUAUUUCGACAGAGGAUCCAGCAAACGAAAACUUGAUUGCUUCCUUGUAUACUUCCAGCGGUAUGUUUGGUGGAAAAAAAGUCUGGAUGUCUGGACAAAAGACCACCCGUUUCCUAUAGACAUUGACUAUAUGAUCAGUGAUACACUGGAACUCCUGAGACCAAAGAUAAAGCUCUGCAAUUCUCUGGAAGAAGCUAUCAGACAGGUUCAAGACUUGGAAAGAGAAUUCUUAAUAAAAUUAGGGCUUGUGAAUGACAAAGAUUCCAAAGAUUCCAUUACAGAAGGAGAGAAUCUGGAAGAGGAUGAAGAAGAAGAAGAAGGUGGAGCAGAGACAGAGGAACAAUCCGGAAAUGAAAGCGAAGUAAAUGAGCCAGAAGAAGAGGAGGGUUCUGACAAUGAGGAAGAAGAAGGUGAAGAAGAAGAAGAAGAAAACACGGAUUAUCUUACGGACUCCAAUAAGGAAAAUGAAACUGAUGAGGAGAAUACAGAAGUAAUGAUUAAAGGAGGAGGACUUAAACAUGUCCCUUGUGCAGAAGAUGAGGACUUCAUUCAGGCAUUGGAUAAAAUGAUGCUAGAAAAUCUUCAGCAACGGAGUGGCGAAUCAGUUAAGGUACAUCAGUUGGAUGUGGCUAUUCCCCUACAUCUCAAAAGCCAGCUGAAGAAGGGUCCCCCACUUGGAAGUGGAGAAGGGGAGUCAGAGUCUGGAGACACAAUGCCAUUUGUCAUGUUAACACGAAAAGGCAACAAACAGCAGUUUAAGAUUUUAAAUGUACCGAUGUCUUCCCAACUUGCUGCAAACCACUGGAACCAACAGCAGGCUGAACAGGAGGAGAGAAUGCGGAUGAAAAAGCUCACUUUGGAUAUCAAUGAGCGGCAAGAACAAGAGGACUACCAGGAAAUGUUGCAGUCUCUGGCACAGCGUCCUGCUCCAGCAAAUACAAAUCGUGAGCGGCGUCCUCGUUACCAGCAUCCGAAGGGAGCACCUAAUGCAGAUCUAAUCUUUAAAACUGGUGGGAGGAGACGUUGAUCCAGCAGCAAGUGUCAUUUCAUUAGGUCCUGUAUCUCUGAUGUUGUGGAUAGUGGAGUCCUCCAGCAAUUAAAUGAGAGCAGUGGACACAUCUCAGCAUGUCAGCCUAGAGCGUUCAGAAUCGAAACCUGGGACAGGCUGGGGCCGUGGGGCAGAAACAGCAGCCUCCUCUCUUCCCCCCCAAAACCCGCACAGAACAAGUGGAAGCUUCCAGUCAUGGCCUGCCAAAAAAAAAAAAAAAACAAAAAACAAAAAACAAAAAGCUUUUUGUAACGGGAACCAUGUGAGGGUUAAUCUUCUCAUACGAGCGGAAGCAAAUGAAUGAGAUGGUUAACUUGACCGGGGAGCAGCUCGGAGAAAACAAAAGAUCAACCUGAAAUUCAGAUGGAUUCCACUGGAGUGGAAAAGGUCUUAGUGGCGCCCAGUAUGUGGGAAAGCAAAGCUGCACGCUUGGUGCAGGCUGCGUCAUCUCUGGAUCGAGCACUUUGCGUCGGAAGGGUGUUCGUUGGGGGCUGCAAAUCUACAGUAGGAAAACGUAGAGCAAACGGUGAAAUGGAAAAGAAAACCCUGACACGUGGGAGAACGUCUCAACCCUCAGAUACUCCUCCCGACCUGCUGGUUAAGGAGUAGCCUUCUGCUGCCAGACAAGCGAGAAAGAAGGGGUUGGGGAGCGGGAAGGGGUGAAAAAAAACUUAAGAGCCAAGGAGGUAAAAUGUCUGUUAAGGUUUUAAAUAGAAUGUGAAGUGGAUUAACACAGGGUGUUGACUCAUACUGCUUGGAACAGCCUGACACCAGCCUAAGGACAGGGAUAUAGUUGAGCCCAUUGUAUGUAUCAUUGAAAACCAAAAUGUGCCAGUCAGCAUAACAGGGGGAUGUCAAGGAGCGGAUCCAAAUAUUUUGUUGAUCUUCAUGGGUUGAUAAGCCUCUGUGUGUAUUGAAACAAACAAGCAAAAAGUUUAAAAAAAAAUUUAAAUACAUCUGGAAACAAGUAGAAUUUUUAUUUUUUUCUAAGUAGAAAUGAGGUUUCUUGAUCUGUUUCUGACAAUCUGUUAUUUAUUAGCAUAGAUUUUUGUUUGCUUUCAGGUAGAGGUAGUUAAUUCGGUUAAGGAGCUCAUCUGUAUGUUACUAAUUCUUUUUUUUUCUAGCUCUUUUAAAAUUCUUUUUACCACUGUUUUUGGUUUCUGCAUGUAGGAAGAGAGACUUGUAAAAUUGUAACAUUUCAUACAGAAAUGCCGCCCGAUCUUCACCAGCUUCAGAAAUCUGACCUUUGCCAAUGCUGCAAUAAAGUGUUGUAAUUUAGAA
Messenger RNA from Cygnus atratus (black swan), 5537 nucleotides. RefSeq names its product UPF2 regulator of nonsense mediated mRNA decay (gene UPF2). Gene Ontology annotation, cellular component: exon-exon junction complex; cytoplasm. The transcript has 23 exons. Bases 357 to 4235 code for a protein of 1292 amino acids. Gene Ontology annotation, biological process: nuclear-transcribed mRNA catabolic process, nonsense-mediated decay. The record is from RefSeq and is a predicted model, not a curated record. NCBI's taxonomy places the organism in Eukaryota, Metazoa, Chordata, Aves, Anseriformes, Anatidae. Gene Ontology annotation, molecular function: protein binding; RNA binding.